Messenger RNA from Salarias fasciatus (jewelled blenny), 4705 nucleotides. RefSeq names its product von Willebrand factor A domain-containing protein 7-like. The record is from RefSeq and is a predicted model, not a curated record. The transcript has 20 exons. The coding region runs from base 109 to 3525 and encodes 1138 amino acids. NCBI's taxonomy places the organism in Eukaryota, Metazoa, Chordata, Actinopteri, Blenniiformes, Blenniidae.
GACAUCAGGUGCACACUGAAGACUACAAAUUAAAAAAAAAAAAGACUUUUACUAUCUGAAUGAGACUGAGCCAAAGACACAAACUCCAGCAUACAGAGGCACUCCAUCAUGAUGCUAAGACAAGUGGUCACGUUGCUGGUGGUGCUGUUACUGCCAGGCCUCAGUCACAGUUUUAAUCCAAAUUAUGGGACAUCAGUCACACAUCGAAGCAUCACAGAGACGGCAAUCCUCAGAAAGAUACUCGAAGUCUGCCAAGACCUUGGUAUUGCGACGAGAGGGGAUUUCACACUUACCAUUGAUGACAACUUGUCAGUGAACGCCGUCCUAAGGGCUUGUUCCAGUGAUCCAAGCUCCACUUCUCCUCUCUCUUCUGACGACUUCCAAACUGCCAUUAAGACCAUUCACAGACAUAAUACAAAGGUGGAUAUCCACUAUGCCUCCACAGCAGCACGUCAUUUUGACAAUGAAGCCUUCCAGGAAGGUCGGAAUAUCAUCACAAAAGGUCUGGUAAAUGUGAAGACUAAUGCGAUCAUUGGAAAUUUUUGGACUGGACGGAAAAUUCUUGGUGAAAUCUGUCACACCCUUCAGGAUUUCUACAGUCACAGUAACUGGGUGGAGCUUGGAAAAACCACUCCUUAUAGCACACUCAUCAAACAAGAUCAACCUCUGGAAAACUUGGCAGGUGUCAAUGUUCCAACUUGCAGGAGCUGCACAGGAGAUAACUGUCAAAACAACAUAUUGCCUGAAGUGAUAACACAACAGCUUAUAACUUCAGGUUACUUUGAAAGCCCCUCUAAUGAUAAACCUGCAGGUAAAUGCAGCCAUGGUGGUUAUUCAGAUCAAACAAGUUUUAAGGAUCCUGUGGGAGGUAUUAAUAAGGAUACACAAGACUCCAGCCAUGGUUUCCUUUACCAGGAAGCAGCAGAUCUGGCACUUGAUGCCACAUUGGAGCUACUGGAAGACAUCAGAGUAGCGGUUGGAGACAGGAACUUUCUGCGAUUCAUGGGUGUGUCCCAAUCCUCUGCGCUAUGUUUUGUGAUUGACACUACUGGCAGUAUGAGAGAUGACAUAGCUGCAGUUCGGGACGUUACUUUUCGGAUUAUUGACAGCAGGACAGGAACACCAGAGGAGCCAUCUCUAUACAUUCUGGUACCUUUCCAUGACCCAAAGUUUGGACCUGCGAGUAGUACAACUGACCCAGAUGUCUUCAAAGCCAGUAUUAACAGACUCACUGCAAGUGGAGGAGCUGGUGACAUCAGAGAAAAGAGUCUGUCUGGACUACAUCUUGCUCUAGCUACUGCUCCACCAGCAUCCGACAUUUUCCUCUUCACUGAUGCUUCUGCAAAUGAUGCCCAUCUGAAAAACACCGUUACAGCACUGAUCGAGAGUACAAAGUCUGUGGUAACUUUCAUGUUGUCAGAUGUGCUUGCUACGCGGCGAGGCCAAAGUGAUGGUCAAAAUCCAUUGACACGUAGCAUGACGCAGGCAGAGACUGAGAUAUACCGGGACUUAGCCCGGGCCUCUGGGGGUCAGACCAUCGAAGUCAGCAAGUUAGAUCUUACUCAGGCCACUGCUGUUAUAGAAGACCUAACAGCCAACGCUGUGGUGACAGUUUUCCAAGCAGCAGUUGAUCCAGGACGUCCUAUGAAUUUCUCUUUUGUUAUUGAUGCAUCGGUCAGAAACAUUAUCAUUUACAUAACAGGAGUGCAAAGAUCUCUCACCUUCAGACUCACCAGCUCAACAGGAGUAUCGCAGGAUUCAUCUCAGCCCAGUGGUCCUUUGGCAACUUUCUCCACUGUGGGAAACCUUCGCCGGAUAAGCCUGAACAGCACUACUGACACCGGGAUGUGGGAAAUCAGUGUUAACUCUAGAAGUCCAUACAUUGUUAAAAUCACAGGUCAAAGUUCAGUGAAUUUUGUCUAUGACAUUGUGGAAGAACGAGAGGGAGCCCACGGUGGUCUGGACUCUUUGGAUGGACGUCCUCCUGGAGGAAAUGUGACUCUCCUGGUCACUGUGACGGGAAGUGACACAGCAACAAUCACACAUAUGACUCUCUUUGACAGCUCAAGUAUGUCAGAGAUCCACGGGUCAGUGCAGCGGGUGUCUGUUCUCUCCUCUGCUGUUCUGAUGACAUCCUGGGUGGUGGUCUGCCAAUCGGAGCAGUCGGAGGCGGCUGACUUCAGGUCGAAGGGUUUGAAGCCGCCAGCCUUGAGGUCACGCUUCCAAACAUUCUUGAACCUGACAGCUGGACGUCCCUUUGACCUGUUUCCAGUAGCAAGCUCCCCGUACAGUAAGCCUUUGGGGAUGCAGCUGUCGUCCAUUCAGGGUCUGGUCGCCAAUGGUAAUACUGGGAGCACUACUGACAUCCUGGCCCAUGACAUUGGUCUUUUUAAGGCUGAAGGUGAGGCCAAACUCAGGCACCAGAGAGCAGGCACCAACAAAGCAGUUGAUGAGACGUUGGGGCGCUUCCUCAGUGUGGGCAACAAGAUCAGCAUCAUCAGCGAAGAGCACCUCCCUGAUGAGAACGCUCCACACCUUGGUCUUUGCUCUGAGGCGUGCCAGUCGUUAGGGGGCAACGACUACCUGGUAAGAUUCAGAGAAGUCCCUGCGAAAGAAUUUGUGGUUCGCCUCCGAGGUGAGGACAGCAGCUCCACUUCCAAGACCACAUCUGACAGAUUCCUGAGACAAGCCUCCACUCAGCUUAAGACUUCCAGUAUUUCUGUUACUGCUCAAGCUAACAGCAGCAGUAUCGAGCCAGGUUCCUCUCUCGCCAUCCCUUUCACUGUGUCCUCCAGUAUAAGUGGGAAAUUCCCAUUGCAAGUCAGCAAUGACCGCAGCUAUGCCACCACAGCACCGAACAGUGUCACCAUUGCAUUAGGCAGUGGAGGUGAGGCCAAUGGCAUGGUGACCCUAACCGUGCCGGCCAGUGCCAAAUCAGGAACAGACGUGACCGUCACCAUCGAGGUUGAAAAUGCAGCUGCCACCGAAAUGAACUUUGCUGUGCUCAGGUUUUCAGUGGUAACGCCGGUGACAGACAUAUCCAGUCCUGUGUGUCAGAUAGUGAAUAUAACUGGCAUCUGCCCAGCCUCUUCCUCUCUCUGCGCCACCACCCAGUGGGAGUUCAUCGCUAAACUCACUGAUGGCAUCAACGGCACCGGGAUUGUGACCGUGUCCCUCCGCCAAGGGAAUGGUAUUCUGAAUACUAGCAUGGAGGUGGGACCUGGGGGCGAGAACAUCACAGUGGUCACAUACAGCUCUUCGUGCUGCUCACAGAGUGUGGAGGUGGCAGCUGUGGACGGGGUGGGGAAUGUGGGGCGAUGUGUGGGACAGGCGAUGGCAAUGACUACACCUGCCCCAACUGCAACCACUGCAUCCACUACUCCAGCUUUAACGGCCUCCGUUGGAUGGCUCAUGCUCAUCAUAUUAUGCAGUCUUUUGUUCAUUAUUCUGGUGGCUUUCCUUUGUAAAUCAUUUAAAAAUAUGUUUUGCAGGCAAUAUGAUGAAAAACGUGUCUUAAAAGACUGACCGCAUAGCCAUUCUUUUCAACAAAAGUGUAACGAUUGGUUUUGGUUGGUUUUUACUUUAAAGUGUCUAAAAGCUUUGUCUAAUUAGCUUGUAAUUGAUUGAUUUAAAUAAUUACCAUUACAAGUCUUUCAUUACCAUUAAAAAAAAAAAAAAAAACAUUCUUGGACACUUAAAGCUAGGGUCGACGAUCUUGGAAAACUAGCAUGCAGCACGAAUCUUGCAUGUCCCCAAGGCUCCGCCCAGCUCCCACCCCAUUGGAGGAGCUCCCGUUGGGAGCGAACGCACUGGACGCUGAAGUGCUGCGCGCACGCGUGGAAGCACCACUCACACAGAGUUUGUGAUCGCCUAGAAUGUUAUUAACUUUUCUGACUGCCUGCACACAACGCGCAUAGGAGCGCAGCGCGCCCGCUCCGCUUCGCUCUAUUUUUCACGCGAGCGCCAAGAGCGCCUGGGCAACGCGAGCGCGCUCUGAACCAGGGCCAGUGCACGCCAUUGAAAUGUACGCGCAGGGGGCUGGUAGAACGGCGAAGGGAUUUGAUUGGUUCCUUAAGAGCGGUCCACGCCUUAUGAUUGGUUGAAUUUUUUACACUCCUGUGGCCGCUACAGUGGUCAGAUUUUUUCCGCACCUUUUUCCGUCCACAUAAUGUAUUUACUUCUCUCAGGGGGCAAGGAGCAUUUCACUCAGUAUGACAAGAAGUGCUUUUGGACAACAUCGUCUACCCUAGCUUUAAGCAAUAUAUUCUGUCUCAACAGCCUUGAGGAAACCAUGUGUAAAUGUAUGUAAACAUGUCUGAAUUUCUUAUUUAACAACUGAUCAAACCUAAUGAUCUUUAUUUCUGAUGCCUUAAAACAUAUCUGUCAAAAUGCGACCGUGUAGGAGAGCACUCUUGUACAUUUCCAUAUCUCAACACACUUGAUUGAUAAUUUGCACUUUAACAAGAUUUAGAGUUUUGGUGACACGAUUAAAUCGAGGUUUGUCUGCGGAUUGUGGGACAAUUCAUUAUUUUGAAUAUUGGACUUUGACUAUGUUUGCUUUAGUUUCUGUCUAUGAUUAUAAAUCACAUUGUGCUCUGUGUAGGAAAAGUGUGUCUUGCUGUAUAUCUUUUCGAACGUCUCUUCACAAUGUGAUUAACAGUAGUCUGCUGGUAUUUCAGUUGCCCAUCCGGCCACAGCCAGGAUC